Molecule: messenger RNA, 2340 nt
Organism: Juglans microcarpa x Juglans regia
Lineage: Eukaryota; Viridiplantae; Streptophyta; Magnoliopsida; Fagales; Juglandaceae
Product: OVARIAN TUMOR DOMAIN-containing deubiquitinating enzyme 6
Exons: 10
Coding region: 434-2047 (537 amino acids)
Biological process (GO): protein deubiquitination
Molecular function (GO): K63-linked deubiquitinase activity; cysteine-type deubiquitinase activity
Source: RefSeq, a predicted model, not a curated record
AACCUCUCUCUCGCUCUCUCGCAAAUACUCUCCUUCGGCCUUAAGUUUCUCCCCCUCCUUUUCGGUGCUUUAUAAGAGAAAUUAUUGUCAAAAAUAUUAUUAAACCCUAAUAAAAUUCCUAGCACUUGCAGAUCGCACCCCCAACGCUUUCUUGUUCGUUCGAGGUUUCGUUUCCUCUCUCUCUCUCUCUCUCUCUCUCUCUCCAGCUUCAGCUUUGCGAAGGUUGGCUUUUCGGAUUUUCCGGGGGAAUGCAGAGAUCGUUUCGCGAGGAGCACAAGGCACUGGGCUGGAAGAAAGCAUUCAGCCAGGGAAUUGGCGUGACUGUACCCAAGGCAAGGACGCGUGACAAACCGAUUAAUAUGGUUUUGGGUCUCUAAGUUCGGGGCUUGGAAGGGAGACUGGGGCUAGGUUUUGAGUUCAGGAAGAUAUAAAAAUGACUCGAAUUUUGGUUCAGCGAGGAUCUGCAGGUGGUUCUUCUUCCAACCCAAGCCGUAAUUCUUCCUUGCCUGGGUCUUCUUCGGCUCGGGUGGAGCCGCAAGUUACUACUCCUCAGGUUCUUUCAGCUUUGAGAGAUGAGGAACUUGAGGAGGUGCAGGAACAAGUGGUUGUGGAUGAGCUUUUGGAGUUGUGUGGGAGUAGCGACAGCAAGGCAGCAAAAGGUGAUGAUCUUUUGAUGGAAAGCUUUCAUGACGUGAAGAAUGAGAGUUCGAGUGAUGAAAUUAAGGAUGGUGAGAAAGUUGGUAAUGAUGAAAUUGUGGAUCAGGGAGAGUUGUUGAAAGGAAUGGCUGGGUUGAGAAUUUCUGAGAGGCUCACGGUUGAUACUGAGGGUUCAAGUGUGAAUUCUGCAGGGGCAGGUAGUGGGAGUUCGCAGCCUCCUCCUCCCCCUGUCCCACCUCCAAAACUUUCAGCUGGAAACUCAAAUUCUAGAAGAUGUGUCUCAGGAAAUCCAAGUUCUGUCCGGAUUGGAUCAUCCAGAAGAGCAGUUGCCUGGCCUGUUGUUUCAACAAGGACUUCACCGACUGGUUCACGGCCUUCUUCGCCCAGGUCUCAUGGUGAAAGCGAGGGAUAUAAUAGCGCUGAUGAACAAAACCCUUGCUUUGUUUCAUCCUAUGAUGACCUAGAAAGAGAACGUCAGUUUGAAAUUGACAUUAGAAGGGCAAAAGGCUUUGAAGUCAAAAGAAUGCUGGAGGAUGGGAAUUGUCUGUUUCGUGCUGUAGCAGAUCAAGUUUAUGGGGACUCCGAAACAUAUGAUUUGACCAGACAAAUGUGCAUAGAUUAUAUGGAGCGGGAAAGAGAUCAUUUCUCUCAGUUUAUAACAGAAGGCUUUACAUCUUAUUGUAAGAGGAAGAGAAGAGAUAAGGUCUACGGAAACAAUGCAGAGAUUCAAGCCUUAUCAGAAAUGUAUAAUCGGCCCAUCCAUAUCUAUUCCUACAGCACAGAGCCUAUAAACAUAUUUCAUGGAAGCUACGACACUGACACACCACCCAUUCGACUGAGUUAUCAUCAUGGGAAUCAUUACAACUCACUUGUUGACCCUCGCCGUUUGACCAUUGGCGCAGGACUUGGAUUCAGCUGUCUUCAUGGGAGAAAUGUUGACAAGGAUCAAGUCAAGGCUGCCAUCAGAGCUCAGCAAGAUCAACAGAUUGAUAAUGCACUUCUAGCCGAGGGUCGAUUUUACUCUGAUCUUGAGCUCACUGAGAAAGAAAUUGAGCGCAUGGUGAUGGAAGCUUCUCGAGCUGAGUAUCUUGCAGAUGAUUCAUACAAACAGCAACUUAGCCGAAGAGAAUCAUCUACUUCUAGUGCUGAACCAUCAUCUUCUGGAGCUACUGGUUCAUCAGGCAGUGAGACCAAGGGAGGUGGAAGAGAGCGUGGUUUGCAGGAUUCUGUGCUUAGCAGCAGCAGCAUGCAGAUGGUUCUGUCAAUGGGGUUUAGCUAUUUGCAGGUGAUUGAAGCCUAUAGCAUAUUUGGGGAUGAUGUUGAUUCUAUGGUCUGUUACAUGUUGGAAACCAGCAGCAGCAGCAGACGCAAGGGCAAAGCAACAGAAUGAGUUUCAAACCAAAAAGACACACUAGCUCCUGCAUUUGUAGUUGCAUCCUCCCUUUGCUGAGGUUUUGGCUCUAGUUUAAGAAAGGAACCAUUUCUAUAAGCAGUGGCCUAUGAGCCUUAUUUAUAACAGUAUAUAAUAUAUAUGAUGCUUUGACAAUAAAAAAGUAUCUACUAGUUUACUUUAUCAAGUAGUAUAAAACUCAAAUGUGAAAAAAUAACUUCUGGGUUAAUUCGGUCCUCUAAAUUUAUUAGGUGCGGUAUAAACUGCCUUAGUAUAAUCUGUGCGACGAAGAA